This is a messenger RNA of Physeter macrocephalus (sperm whale), 7064 nucleotides long. It is a transcript of the gene NSMCE2, whose product is annotated as NSE2 (MMS21) homolog, SMC5-SMC6 complex SUMO ligase. Bases 116 to 595 code for a protein of 159 amino acids. Gene Ontology annotation, cellular component: Smc5-Smc6 complex; nucleus. NCBI's taxonomy places the organism in Eukaryota, Metazoa, Chordata, Mammalia, Artiodactyla, Physeteridae. The record is from RefSeq and is a predicted model, not a curated record. Gene Ontology annotation, molecular function: ubiquitin-protein transferase activity; zinc ion binding; SUMO ligase activity. Gene Ontology annotation, biological process: protein sumoylation; protein ubiquitination; double-strand break repair via homologous recombination. The transcript has 7 exons.
GCUAGCCGUUUCAGCGACAGGGGAAGGGAGUUAGGAAGUAGUUGGGGGUCCUGGUGUGGGAAGUACGGGCGCAGCCAGACGGAGCUACAUCGGGCAGCCAGGUAAUAAUUUCAAGAUGCCAGGGCGUUCCACUUCAAGUUCAGGUUCAACUGGUUUUAUAUCCUUCAGUGGUGUAGAAUCUGCACUCUCCUCCUUGAAAAACUUCCAGUCCUGUAUCAGCUCUGGAAUGGACACAGCUUCUAGUGUUGCUUUGGAUCUUGUGGAAACUCAGACUGAAGUGAGUAGUGAAUACAGUAUGGAUAAGGCAAUGGUUGAAUUUGCAAUGAUGGAUCGGGAACUAAACCAUUAUUUAAAGGCUGUUCAAUCUACAAUAAACCAUGUAAAAGAAGAACGUCCAGAAAAAAUACCCAAUCUAAAAUUAUUAGUGGAGAAGAAGUUUUUGGCUCUACAAAAUAAGAAUUCUGAUGCAGACUUUCAAAAUAAUGAGAAAUUUGCACAAUUUAAACAACAGCUGAAAGAACUAAAGAAGCAAUAUAAAUAUCCAGGCAUGGGACUGCUGGCUCCUAUGUACAAGGUGUUAAUUGCUGAGAAUUAAAAGAAGAAAAGCAUGCUUUCUGCCUUCAAGAAGCUUAUAAUUCAUGCAGUGUCAAUAUCAGUAUCCUUGAUGAAUAUUUAUUGAAUGCCCGAGGAAUAGUAGCACUCCUGUAAGCUGAGCACAUGCUGAUGUGGAAAAGCACCUUUUCUCUUUUCUUGCUUAUUGGAUAAAAGGCACAAAGGACUUGGCAGACUAGGUCAAGUUCACAAAAUGAGUCUUUGGUGCAUUUGGGCAAAGUAGAUUCUCAGAACAAGUACCUGAAAAUGGAAACCUUCCUACUGGAGGAAAUGACAACGCAAAAUCAAAUCGAUGGGUCUCCCUGAUCUUGACCCUGUCUCUGUUAGACAGCAGGGGGCAGCUGCAUGAGAUAUUAGUGCUUUUGCUGCCUCUUCUCUUCCCUGAGCUCUGUACACAGCAGCUACACAACUGCCUGGACGGACAGCAAAUUUUUGAGACUCUGAGAUACAAGAUUAAGGCCUUGAACAAAAUCACAGUAUAGAUUUGUGGUUGAUAAAAAUUACAGUAUCUGAUUUUACAUCUCACACAUAUUAUCCUGGUCUCUUGUUCUUAAGUCUUUCUUCCAGAGAAUUUUUGAGAAAACAAAUAUUUAGGACUGUUAGUCACAGAGUAAACCUUACAGUCUCAGGAUGUUUAUAGUUGUUUUACAGGUAGUAGCAGGAUGAUCCAGUAGACAGUGAGGUGCUGUGCCGCAUAAUGAAGAGUUAGUAAAUGUGAAUGAAUGACUGCUGACAUGCCUUCAGGAAAACAGCUUGUUUCUGUAGCUUUUCAGUGAGUUCACAGUCUGUUGCUCCUUUGUAUUUGGCCAGCGUGCAACAGCACAAUUAUUGUAAGAGCAAAGUGAUUAAAGCCUCUUAAGACCUUUAAGACCUUUGUGACCUGCCAUUUUAAUAUUGAUAAGUACUCAGAGACUAACCUCUUUCAGGCCCUUCUCUUUCCCUAGAACAGUUUUGCUUCUUUUUGUGUUGCCACAGCACUCUGAUCAUACUCAUCCUGACACUUUUGCACACUGUAGGACACACCCACUAGUGAAUAAUGAAAUGUUCUAAGCAGCAACCCAAUUGUAAAAGGUCAUGACCAGCAUUUUAUUAAAAAAGAAAAGAUACUGAAUAGGGUAGGUUAAAAAAUACCACAGUGUGAGUCAUGUAUAGGAAGAGUAGUGUUUCAUAAAACUUCUGUUUCACUUAAACAUGUUUGUGUACCCUGGGUUUGUAGUGUAAAAUGUAUUUCUUACUGUAGGUCAUAGUUAAAAUCCUGUUUUGAAAAACACUUCAUUGUAGCAUGAAUCACUUCGUCAUUUAAUGGUUCUAUAAAUCUGUCCGCUUGAAAAAAGGAAUCGCAUUUUCUUUGUCUUUUAAUUCCUAAUACCUAGGACCGAUCUGCCUGACACAGGUGUUGAGUAGAUGUUUGUGGAAUGAAUGAAAGAAAGAAAUGAAGUUCACUUAACUUCUCUGAGCCUCGUAUUUUUCAUAAAUUACAAUGUUACCCGCCAGAUCUCAGAGUGUUAAUGUGAAGAGCAGCUGAGAUAAUGGAUGUGAGAGUGCUUUAUUAAGUACGAUGUGCAGAAUAAGGAUUAUUAUCUGGCAUAAAUUUUGUUAUUGUUGGGCAGAUAAGCCUCAGGAACUCUUGAAAUCUUAAAUCAGUGUUCUAAAGAUGACAUAUUUAUUGCGGUACUAUUAAUAGUACUGUAUUAUCCCUUUUUAGGUAAAAAGUUAGGAGACAAUUCAAAAAUUAAGUAUGUGCCUUUUCUUUUUUUUUUUUAAACUUUUUAUUAUGGAACAGUUCAACAUACAAAGUAGACACAGAAGAUGGGCUUCUGUGCACUCAGCUCUACUUUCAACCAAGCGAUAGCAACUUGAGCCAAUUUCGUUUCAUCUGCAUCCUCUCCUACCUCCCCCUUUCCACGUUACUGUGAAGCGAAGAUGCAUUUCUUUUCUUCUCUCCCAGUCCUCUGUCUUCCCCCACCCUCCUCCCUCUUUUGUUUACCUUUUCAAGUAUGUAGAAAUAUUCUUAACAUUCUUUUAAAAUAGAAUCAUUAGUACCAAGCAAUGCAGGUUGGGAGUUUAGACUAAAGUACUGUGGUACCGUGUGUGAAUGAGCUGUUCUCUGACAGGAGCUAGCAGGUAAACAAGAUAUUGUAUUUCCCAAGAUUUUCAUACGAUGGUGACCAACUCCAUUGCAAAACAAUGAUCACAUUCCAGAGUCGUAAGUAGUUCUGGAGGCUUAGUUACACAAUCACCAGCUCGGUCAUCUUCCUCAGAAAUGUGACCUUACAGCAGAGUAAGGAGUCUGAAGUAUGACAGGUCACUCUUUAAGCUUUUUGAAGUUUUGUUUUCUAUCAUGUAAUAAUCCUCAAGCUUUUGACCUCUAGCUAAGGCAACAAAAAGUAUCCAGCUGAAACUUCUGGAAUACUGUUAAAACUAGAGUAAACUCUGCUUUCAGACUACAGCCCAGGGUUAUAACAUGCCACUCAGCAGUUGAAAUCCACUUGGAAGAAAAGAAUUUCUAAAGCAUCACUUAUAUUAGUUUAUAUUGAUCUUUUUUUGCUUUUCAAAAUUUUGUGAUUUGGGCCUUAAUAUGAUAAAAAUACAAAUCCACAUAAUUUUAAACCCUAGAGAUAUUUAAUUCUGUCAAAUUUUAUUUGCCUAGAAUUUUUCUUCCUUAAAGUCAAAGGUAGGGUCUGUUUUGAUUUUGAACAAGGUAUUGCUAAGUUUUGCCCACUGCAACCGUUGAAUAGUCAGAAACUUUGCAUGUCUCAAUUGUUUUGAGGUUUUUAUGUGUUCUUGAAAAAAUUUUUCCAAAAUAAAAUGAAUAUAAAUGCACUUUUGUUUUAAAAUAUUUCAAGCCAUAUUUGUACGAAUACAAGGAGGUUGCCUUAUACCCGAGUGGGGAGGGUUGUGGGUUGCGAGUGACAGAGAGAUGGAGGAGGUGAAACUCACAUGGUAAGAGUGUCACAACUCCAAAAAUGUUGUAGAUGACAGAUCCAGGUCAGUUUCUGUCAGGGACAUCACCAUUCUGCCUGUCUUCCCUGAUGGAAACCAAGAAGAAGUCUUUAUCUUUUCCUCUUUCAUUCUCUACAUCCAAUAAAUAGAUCUUUAUUGAUUACUUAUUUAGAAAAAUCUCCGGGCUUUAUCUUUUACAUUCCCAUGACCAGGGCAUCAGUUCUGAUCUUUAUCAAUGUACAUCUGGACAAUAAUAGCAUUUGAGAAGAAAUGAACUGAUCCAUUUGACCAUGCCAUUGUAUGUACAUUUAAUUCUUAAAACAGUCCUGUGAGGUAGGACAGUUAUCUGCAUUUUUCAGAUUGUAUAAACUGGGUAAGCUCUUUCAAGUGUAUGAUAUUGCUAAGGAAUCUCCUUGCUCUGAGUCUUUCUCCCCCUGUAAUGCAUUCUGUGCAAGAAUACCAAGAUGGUCUCCCUAAAAUGUGACUCUUAAUCUAAUAACUUACUUAGUAAAACCGAUAGCUACUGAUCUAGCACUUUACAAAUUACCAGGGAUGUUUCACAUUUGAUUUCAUUCUACACAAACUACUCCAUGAGGUUAAUAUUAUCUCAUAUUACUACUUCAUAAAGUAACCUGUAAUGACUUCUGUUUCCCAUCAAGCCAAUUUUAAACUCUUAAUAUUUUUUUUAAACUCUUAAUAUUAAUGACAUUCCACAUUUUAUGCCCUGGCCCUACAUCCAUUUAAUCCUACCUCUCAAUGUAAACUGGAGUUAGCUUUAGCCAGGUGAAUGCACUUCCUUACGGUCCUCUCUGGGUACCAUUCUAUUUUCUCCCCUGAUGUCUGCCCACAGCACAACUCUUGUUCACCGAGCCCACUUUCCUCCCACUCCUGCCCUCUAACUUAAACUCUACCAGUCCUGCAGGACCUGUAUCAAGUCCUACCUUUUCAAAGAAGCCUUCCCCAAUAAUGUCCGUCUUCCUGGAUGUUUUUAGUUCUUGAUAUCCUUUGUCGCAUAUGUUUGCCCUUGAAUAGAAUUUAAAAAUUUUCCCCUAACUAUAAAAGUAAUAUAUGCUUCAUGUAAAAAUAUUAUAUAGGAUAUUUGAAAGUGAAAAGAUCACUCCUGGCUUCCCAAUUCCAGUCUGUAGAAGUAACCACUCUAAUGUGUCUUUACGGUCGUAUUUCUGUGUAUAAGCAAGAAUAUGCACAGGCGCGCGCACACACACACACACACACACACACACACACACACACACACACACACACAACCCUACCUAUUUACACACAUGGAGAUAGCUAUAGAUUUAGAUAUAUUUUACGCACCUACACCAUCCUACAGCAUUUUUUUCCCACUUAACAAUAUAUCUUGGAAAUCUCUUCAUGUCAGUGAAUAUAAGUGAUUUCAUUUAAACAUAUCUCUUUAUUGCCUCAAAUUGUUUCAUGUCAAACUGUUUUAUACCUGUACAUCUCAUCUUCCCUCACACACGAAAAAUGGAAACUCCUCAAGGGCAGGAGUAAAUUACAUAUUCAUUCUCUUUUCCAAUCCUUUACUCUUUGGUCUUUGUGCAUUUAUUGCAUAUUUCACUAUUCAUGCUGUGGGAAAUCCAAGAUGUUUACUUCUCAUAACCCCUGAGGAGUUAGGAUCUAGUAGAUAAGAGUCUACAUUUAUACAUAGAACUGUAACACAGGAAGAAAUUCAGAAGUGACACCAAUUUUUGUUACUGGAAAUAUGGCUGAUUAAGUUAUUUGAACAAUCAGCUUGCUGAAAAUUAUUGAAACUGUUGAAUAUGUAUAAGAAAACAUCCUCAGAGCAGCAAAGGCCUGAAAAUCUAAGGAACCAUAAGGAAAAGCAAGAGUUCAGCGAGAGUUCUUUAGAGAACUAGAGCUGCUUUUACCCUGAGGACAUUUGCUGAUCCAGGCAAAUUUGGACUUUGCCUGCCUCAUGGGUAGUAAAACUACACAGAAAGCUUGUAAAUGGCUAACAUAAAAUUUAGCGUAAAGAUUUUGGGGGCGGUGCAGAGUUUCUGGGGUACUCAGAAUUCUCUGUUUAUUGACCUGGUGGGAGCUCUGUGGGGUAAUUUAUUUUCCAAACUGAGCGUAUUUGUUUUGUGUACUUUUCUGUAUACAUGUCAUAAUUUAUAACCAAAAGUUAAACAUAAAAGAACAAGUUAUAAAACAAUAUGAUCUCACACGUGUGUAUAUUACAUAAAUGUAUAUGUGCGUGUGUGUAUAUUAUAUAAUAGAAUGUGUAAUAUAUAAAUUCCACACAUUGAUAAAAUAUAGAAAUUUAUGUUUAUAUAUGUGUAAAAAUAUGUGUGUUUGGGGGAUGCAAAAGUUUGUGUGUGUGUGUGUGUACGCUUUUCAAAUACAGAGAAAAAGAUGUGAAAGAGUAUUCUCCAACUACUGAAGACAACCUUGAGAGGUAGAAUGGGGGGCGGGGGAAGAAGCGAGAAAGGAACUUAUUACACCUUGUGCUUCAAAUCACUGUUGUUACAGUUUUAAAAUAAUCAUUAUUAUUUAGUAUUUUUUUAGAAAUAGAUUUUAAAAAAAAUAUGGCUUCUGCCUCUGCCCCUUAUAUAUAAAAGUAUGCUUUCCACCAGGCUCCAUACCACUUGGCAAAGUACCGUUGGUUUUUUUUUUUUAAUGUCUUGUUCCUUUGCUAGACUGUAAGCUCCUAAAGGGAACAAGAGAGUUUUUAUCUUUAUACUUCUUAUAUCUAGUUAAUCCUGGUAUAUAGGAGAGGAUCUAUAAAUGCUAGUGAAAAAUGAAUGAAAAGUAUACCUUAAGAAGAACUUAGGGCUAUAGGUAUCCAGUAGAUAUGUUUCCUUAGAGGCUCUUGUUACACUUUGGAAUAUUAUUUUGUAUCUGGCACAGCAGUGGGCAUAGAGUUGGCACAGUGAAUACAGGUCGAUUGGAAUUUAACUGACACUUUGUGGAACCUGUAGGCAAAUGUGGAGUCCACCGUGUGGUGCCCCUCUUGAUCCCAGAAAGCUGGAAAAUGAAAAUACUCUCUGAAAAUUAAACAAAGAAAUUAACAGCUAAUAGAUUAAAGCCAAGGAAGGCAAUGUGAUCUUACGAGACGUAAAGACUCCUUGGGCAGAAAGAUUUGACUGUAACCUAAUUGAGGGUAUUGACAUCUUUAAAACACACAAACAUAUAAAGCAUCCAUCAGAAGAGCAUUUUCUCUGUCUCCAAAACAGAGAAAAAGAAAAGCUAUUAAUGUAAUUGUCAUGAUACCUAACAAAGCACUGUCUGACCAGUAGCACCUGCCAGGUUGAGGCAAGCAUCCAACCUGCCUGGCAGGCGGAUAACCCUGUGGUACAGAGCUGCAGAGCCUCGUGCCAUUUUGCACUGGAAUCCUGCAUAAUUAACUCCACUUGCUCUGCUUCCCUGCGCACCACGCUUCCCUCUGGUAAUUUGCCUUCCCAAGGAGAUAAUUCACUGUCAGGCUGGUACAGACUGAUGCAGAUUCAGUAUGCCUGAUUCUUCUGUUGUUCACUGUAAAUAAUAAA